UCUCCGUUGAUUUUAGCCAUUUUAUUUAUCAGCUUCUUCCACAAUGUGUUAAGCAGACAUCGCAUCCGCCACUACAAGGACAGGUUCAAGCGACAGCAGGGCGCCCACCUCUACUUGCCCGGCAGCUUCGUCACCGACCCACAAGACGCCGACGCCGACGCCGGCCCGUGGGGCGAGUGGUCGGCGCCGUCGCCGUGCUCGCGCUCUUGCGGCGGCGGCGUCGCGACGCAGCAGCGCGCCUGCCAGGAGGGGUUCGAUUGCCGGGGGGCCAGCAAGAGACAUUUCUCGUGCAACACGCAGGAUUGUCCAGACAUAGCAGACUAUAGGGCACAGCAGUGUGCAAGCUAUGACAAUAUUCCUUUCGAAGGAGUAUCCUAUCAGUGGGUGCCUUAUACGAAAGCCCCUAACGAAUGUGAACUCAAUUGCAUGCCGAAAGGCGAGAGAUUUUAUUUUAGACAUGCCACUGCAGUUGUCGAUGGCACAAGAUGCAACGACGAAAAAUUCGAUGUUUGCGUCAGUGGAAAAUGCCAGACAGUGGGAUGCGACAGGAUGUUGGGGUCGAACGCAAGGGAAGACCAGUGCCGUGUAUGUGGGGGGGACGGAACCAGCUGUAACACUUUUUCCAAUACGAUUCAAAUGAAAGACAUGCAAGUUGGUUAUAACGAUAUUUUGCUGAUUCCUGCUGGAGCUACGAAUAUUCGAGUUGAAGAGUUGGCUCCUUCGAAUAAUUAUCUCGCUGUCCGUAAUAAAACCGGCUACUACUAUCUGAACGGUAACUGGAGGAUCGAUUUCCCUAGGUCACUAGAUUUUGCAGGCUGCAGGUUCAAAUACGAAAGAAACCCCCAAGAGUUCGCUGCCCCAGAUGUGGUCACUUGCUUGGGACCAACAGAAGAAUCCUUGUUCAUGGUGCUCUUGUAUCAAGACUCGGAAGUGCCAAUCAGUUACUCGUACAGUUUACCGACGAAUAUACCACCACCAAGUGAAGAUACGUAUGCAUGGACUUAUGACGAGUUCACACCUUGUUCAGCUACAUGUGGUGGAGGUUAUCAAUUCCGCAACGUCACCUGCGCCGGCCGCGCCUCCUUAGAUCCCGUCGAUCGCUCUCUCUGCGACUCCAACACCGAACCCGAAGCCAAGCGCCGCUGCAACGAGAUCGCGUGCGCCGCGCAGUGGGUGCCGCACCCCUGGAAAGAAUGCUCGGCGCCGUGCGGCGACGGCGGUUUGCAGUCGCGCGACGUCACGUGCCAGCAGAUCGUGUCCAACGGGCUGCCGACGCUGGCGGAGGACAGCGAGUGCGUUGCUAGCGGCGCUGUCAAGCCGCCGACGCAACAGCGGUGCAACGUGGGCAGAGUGUGCGCCACGUGGUUCUCGGGGCCUUGGAAGCCGUGCGAUCACCUAUGUGGAGAUGGUGAGCAAACGAGAAAGGUUCAAUGCUUCAUAAAGAAAGAUAACAAAAUCGAAGUGCUGGAAGAUUCAGAAUGUGAAGCAAUCGAACCAAAACCAGAAAUCAGCAAGAAAUGUAGAAUCAGACCUUGCGAAGGUGUUGAUUGGAUAACAUCUGAAUGGAGUGGGUGUGAUAGGAUUUGCGGACUGAAAAACGAAACAAGAAAAGUCCACUGUGCCACUGAGAAAGGAGAAUUCCAAGAUGACGAACUGUGUGAAGCAAACCAGAGACCAGAGACAAUCCGAAAAUGCGAAUCAACCAAUGCUACCUGCCAAUAUUUGUGGUACGCAUCUCAAUGGAGCGAGUGUUCAGUAACCUGUGGCGCCGGUGUUCAGACUAGAACUAUAUUUUGUGGCGUGUCCACCGUUGAUGGUGUCCUCAAAGUCGAGGACGCCCAAUGUGACCCUUCAAAGCACUUUGAAACCAUCAAAAACUGCACUGGAGAAGAAGAAAGUUGUGAAGGCGAAUGGUUCAGCGGUCCUUGGGGAGAGUGUUCGAAAUCCUGUGGGGGAGGGGAACGUACCAAAAAAGUCGUAUGCAUCAAAGAUUUCCAAGUAGUAAGCCCAGACCUAUGUGGUUCUGAAACAAUCGUGUUUUCACAAGAGGAAUGUAACAACCAUCCUUGUUCCGAAGAUACUAUAAUACCAACUGACGUUACUCAUCCGGUGGACGAAUCAGAACCGACAGCAGAUGGAAGUUCCACCGAUGUUUCUGUCAUUACGGAAUCAACAGAUUCAACAGAUUCGACAAGUGUUGUGGAGCUAACAAGCCCGCCAUCAACGGAUGAAGACGAAGAAUACGAAAUAGUACCCGACACAAAUUGUGAUGAUGGAGAAUGGGUCGAAACCGACGAAACUGGACAACCACAAAAAGAUCAGGCCCAGGAACACAUUAGCAAGAAAAGAGAGACACUCUUCUCUUCGGAUGACAUGAUGAUGGGGGACGGUGUUAUCGUUUUUAUCGAAGAAGAUGAAUUCGGUUCAGGAGAGACGACUACUGAUUUCGAAGGAUCAGGAACUGAAUCCACUUACUCAUCGAGCUGGAGCUCUGAGUCUAGUGUAGCUUCCGAGUCUACAACAGAGUUUACCACCGAAACUGGUGAAACAACUGUUACUGGUGACACAUCAGAAACUGGGCUAACCACAGAGAGUGGGGCAUCUGGCAUGACGACAAUAUCUGGCCCUAGUUCAGCCUCUAAAGUGACUACAUCAGUGAGCUCCGGAUCGGAGGCCAACACUGAGCCAACAGUAUCAGACUCAAAUAUUUCAGGAUCUACUGAAUCUGUUUCGGAUCAAACUGGUUCCGAUGGUUCUAGCACAUCCGGACUUGGUUCUGGAAUUACUGAAUCAACAGAACAAAGUGGAAGUACCACAGAAUUUACAGGUUCAACUGACGUAGAUAAUAGCACUAUAGAGACAGUCGAGUCUAGUGAGAGUACAACUCUUGGCAGUACUGACUCAGACGGUUCUACUGUCUCAUUUGAGAUCACUGAAAUCACUAGUCCAGUCAGUGGAAGUUCUGCAGAUUCCUCAGAAGGUAGUACAGAACCAACGAGGGAAAAUACAGGUAGUACCGAUUCAACCACGGAAUUCACAGGUAGUACCGAAUCAACCACGGAAUUCACAGGUAGUACCGAAUCAACUACGGAAUUCACAGGUAGCACCGAAUCAACUACGGAAUUCACAGGUAGUACCGAAUCGACCACGGAGUUAACAGGUAGUACCGAAUUAACUACAGAAUUCACAGGUUCCGAAAUGAGCUCCAGCACCUCAGAGAUGAGUUCAACGAGUGAACGAUCUACUGAAAGUACAACAGAAUUCACGGGUAGCACUGAAUCUACUGAAAGUACAACGGAAUUCAGUGGUAGCACUGAAUCUACUGAAAUGACAACAGAAUAUACAGGAAGUACUGAAUCAACUACAGAAUAUACCGGUACCACAGUUGGUGACAUAUUCAGUAGCACCACAGAAGAAAUGGCGAUCACAGAUGAUUAUGGCAAAUCUAGAAUCAUCGAUAUCUUCACCAAAAAACCACGCAUGUGUAAGAGAAGGAAGCUCAGGACUUGUAGUAAAACGAAAUAUGGUUGUUGCUGGGAUAACAUCACACCUGCAAAGGGUCCAUUCGACAAAGGAUGUCCAACUCCCCAUACGUGCAAGAUGUCAAAAUACGGUUGUUGCAAAGAUGAGGUAUCGGCAGCACUUGGGCCCAAAUUUGCUGGUUGCCCCAGUCUGCACUGCAACGAAACGCUCUUUGGAUGUUGUCCCGAUGAAAGAACUCCUGCAGAAGGUAAUGACAAUGAAGGUUGUCCUCCAAUUUGCCUCAGCUCCGAAUACGGUUGUUGUGAUGAUAAUGUUACUGAAGCUACUGGUCCUGACCACGAAGGAUGUAAAGAAACCGAAAUAACGACAACAGAAGAAAUCAUGUCCACGACAGAAUCAACCACGGAGUACAGUGAUGCAACUGAAGAAUCAAGCUCAACUGACUCAACUAUCAUGGAAACAACUACAGAAGCUAUAACUGAGGACUGUAGGAACAUGACCUACAGGUGUUGCCCUGAUGGAACGACUGCUGCCGCAGGCCCUGGAUACAGAGGCUGCAAUCUUCCAUGCUCUAAUAGCACAUUUGGAUGUUGCCAGGAUGCAAGAACUCCAGCCCAUGGACCAAGCGGAGAAGGAUGUUGCUUGGCAACGCCGUUUGGUUGUUGUCCUGAUGAUAUCAUUGCGGCAAGGGGACCUAAUAUGGAAGGUUGCGACUGCCAAUAUUCUCCUUAUGGGUGCUGCCCAGACAAUACAACUGCUGCAAGAGGUUACGAUAAUGAAGGUUGCGGCUGCCAGUCUAGCGAAUUCGGUUGUUGUCCUGAUGCUUUGACGCCUGCCAGUGGAGCAGAGUUCCAGGGAUGCUUGUGCCAUACAUUCCAAUUUGGAUGUUGUCCAGAUGGAAUAACAACUGCCAGAGGACCUCACCAACAAGGUUGUGGAUGUAGAAACACUGAAUUCGGUUGCUGCUCUGAUGAACAAACUCCAGCUUCUGGACCGAAUAUGGAAGGUUGUGGUUGUGAAAACAGCAAAUACGGCUGUUGUAUUGAUGGGCUUACGGAAGCUAAAGGAGAAAACUAUGAGGGUUGUGAAACUGCUCCUCAAAAUCUACAGGUCGGGUGUUCUAUUCCAAAGGAAAGGGGAACAUGCAGGAACUACACGGUUAAAUGGUUCUUUGAUAUGGACUAUGGUGGCUGUUCAAGAUUCUGGUAUGGAGGUUGUGAUGGUAACGAGAACCGUUACAAGUCUAAAGAAGAAUGCGAAUCAGUUUGUGUUAAGCCUGAAGGAACAGAUAGGUGCAAUUUGCCUAAAGUGGCUGGUCCAUGCGAAGGCUAUUACCCUGUUUGGUACUAUGAUAAAGACUUGAAGAACUGUGCUCAGUUCGUGUAUGGGGGUUGUCUUGGUAAUAAUAAUAAAUUCGAAAGCAGGGAGGAGUGCCUCAACCAAUGUGUUACCGAUAGCAGCCCAGAUCCUUGUGAACAAAAACAAGAAGCAGGUCCAUGCAAUGGACAGUACCAAAGGUAUUGGUAUGAUGAAGAGACUGGUCAAUGUCAACCUUUCGUGUAUGGAGGUUGCAAAGGGAAUAAAAACAACUUCCCUACUAUUGAGGCUUGCAGGCAACAAUGUGCUACACCUGGUGAAAAGAAAGAUCAAUGCUCGUUACCAAUGGCCCAAGGUAAUUGCACAGAACGACAAGCCAACUGGUACUUUGACACUCCCGAGAAUCGUUGUAAACCAUUCUAUUUCUCUGGCUGUAACGGUAACCAAAAUAACUUCGAGAGUAGAGAAGCAUGUGAAAGUUUAUGUCCAAAAGCAAUUGCAAAGGACACUUGCCAACUCCCUGCUGAGACUGGUGAAUGUGCCAACUACGUCGACAGAUGGUACUAUGACACUAGAGAUAAAGCUUGUCGUCAAUUCUACUAUGGAGGAUGUGGUGGUAACGGUAACAACUUCGAAUCCCGACAGAAAUGCGAAGAGAGAUGCGAAAACGGACAACCACUCGAACCACAACCGAUCACACCACCCCCACAGGUGGAAGCAUUUAGGAUUGAAAUGUGCUUUUUGCCAAGCGAAACUGGAAAGUGUAGAGCAGCUUUCCCAAGAUAUUUCUAUGAUAGUGCCGAUGGGGUUUGUAAGCAGUUCGUUUAUGGAGGAUGUGAUGGUAACAGAAAUAACUUUGAAACUGCUGAUGAUUGUCUCAGAUACUGUGGAGUGUCUCAAGAUCUAUGUACACUGCCUCCUGUUGUUGGAACUUGCAAUGCGUCUGUCCCCCAAUACUACUACGAACCCUCCAGCGAUACUUGUCAGCGUUUCAAUUAUGGAGGUUGUGGUGGUAACUACAACAGAUUCCAGGAUAUUUACACAUGCGAACAGAGAUGUAGGAGAUCCCAACCUUCUGCAGUCACACAACCACCACAAAUUCCAAGUGAUAUGAAGAUGUGCUUCAUACCAGCAGAUUCAGGAAACUGUACUGAUAACUACGUGGCCUUUUACUUCGACCAGGAGACGUCAAGGUGUGCCCCAUUCACGUAUACAGGAUGUGGCGGCAAUGACAAUAGAUUUAAUAGCGAGGAGCAGUGUGAGAGGCAAUGUGGAUCAUUCAGAGGCCAAGAUAUCUGCAAUAUGGAUAGAGACGUCGGACCAUGCGGAGGGUACUUCGUCAAGUACUUUUACAACCGGAACAGCAGACGUUGUGAACAAUUCGCUUUCGGAGGAUGUCAAGGAAACGGAAACAGAUUCAGCUCAGCCAAAGAAUGUGAAGAUAUUUGCGUGGUACAUGAAGAAACCAAACCUAAUAUCACAGCUACAGCGAUAUGCCAACUGCAGGUGGAUAAAGGUAGUUGCGAAGAAGGGUACCACAAACGUUGGUACUUCGAUGAUCUCAGAGGGGAAUGUAUUGCGUUUAUUUUCUCUGGAUGCGGAGGCAAUUUCAACAAUUUCAAAUCGUACCAGUCUUGUCUAGAUUUCUGUCGAGACUUGUUGCCUCGAACAGAGCCUCCUCUACCAAACGUACAAACAGACAUUGCCCCGCACCCUUGCCAGGAAGUUUUCGACGAAUGCACCACCCUCAGG
Molecule: messenger RNA, 6552 nt
Organism: Phaedon cochleariae (mustard beetle)
Lineage: Eukaryota; Metazoa; Arthropoda; Insecta; Coleoptera; Chrysomelidae
Source: the annotation of a GenBank genome assembly